Molecule: messenger RNA, 2493 nt
Organism: Coffea arabica (coffee)
Lineage: Eukaryota; Viridiplantae; Streptophyta; Magnoliopsida; Gentianales; Rubiaceae
Source: RefSeq, a predicted model, not a curated record
GAAGAAAUGAUAACCGACAUGCUUACUAGAGGAUCCAUGAGUCUAAAUACUGUUUCUAUUUUUGGAAUGCCCGGUUUAGGCAAGACUCUAUUGGCGAGGAAAGUAUACAACAAUAGAAUUGUCAUGCGCCACUUCCAUAUUCGUGCAUGGUGCACUGUUUCCCAAGUAUGAGGAAAGGCAAUUAUUGCUUCAGAUUUUAGCAGAUAUUAGCGAGCUUACUGACAGGAUUUCUGAAAUGAAUGAUGAAGAUCUCGAGGACAAACUCUGGAAGAUGUUGAAAAGAAGAAGGUAUCUCAUAGUUAUGGAUGACGUUUGGAGUGUUGGAGCUUAUAAUGACUUAAAACGUAUUUUCCCGGAUGACCACAAUGGAAGUAGAAUUCUGGUAACCACUCGUUCCCGUGGAUUGGCCUUGGAAAUCAAUCCACAUAGAGAACCUCAUUCUCUUCGUGCGCUCUCUGAGGAUGAAAGUUUCAGGUUAUUAAAGAUGAAGGUAUUCAAUGAGGAAGAUUGCCCCAAAGAGUUAGUGGCAGUUGGAAAAGAAAUUGCUCGGCAAUGUCGAGGAUUGCCUCUUGCAAUUGUUGCUGUAGCUGGUAUACUGAAGAUGACAGAAAAGAGCCGAAAUUCGUGGAAGAAAAUAGCAAACAGCUUGAGCUCCCAGGUACUCAAUGACCCAGAAGCUCAGGGCCAGUCAGUCCUAGAACUAAGCUACCAAUACUUGCCGGAAUAUCUAAAACCAUGCUUUCUCUACAUGGGAGUUCUUGAUAAAGACAAAGAUAUUCUUGUUAGCAAGUUGAUUCAGCUGUGGCUUGCAGAAGGGUUAAUACCAAAAACUCAGACAAAGAGCUUUGAAGAUUUGGCAGAGGAGUUUUUGGUGGAGUUGAUUGACAAAAGCUUGGUAAUAGUCUCCAGAAGAAGAUCCAACGGCAAAGUCAAAGCAUGUCGUCUUCAGUCUCUUAUGCUUGAUUUCUGUAAGUCGAAAGCCAAAGAUGCAAACUUCUUUCAGCUAGUAACCAGGUGUGAUGACCCAUAUGCUUCUUUUCCCAGUUCAGAUUAUGGUUUUGAAUUUGAUUUUUACCAUCAUUUGCGUCCUGUUUCAUUUGCAUCCUAUCGGUUGGCUGUAUGUUUGAAGCAAAAUCAGUUUCUUGAAUCAAGACCAUCUGGCCUGGGCACCCGUUCUUUGGUGUUUUUUGCCUCUACAGAUUCAGAAACUAGAUGGCCUUACGACAUCUCGUUCAUUUUGCACAACUUUAAAUUACUUAGGGUGUUGGAUUUCGAAUGCAUCGACGUGGCUUCUUUUCCUGUUGAAAUUGGACUACUGAUUCAAUUGAGAUAUUUAGCAGUUGGGGGGUAUGUGACUUCUAUUCCACAAUCAUUAGGCAACCUCAGGAAACUGGAAACUCUUAUUGUGAAAGGAUUGCGUGGUAAGAUCAUCUUGCCAAAUACGAUUUGGUGCCUGACAAGUCUGAGGCAUCUUCAUGUGAAAAUCCAUGUUGCUUUCAACUUGGAUGACGAAGAGUCUGAAAACUCCUCUGUUUUAGAAAAUUUGGUCAGCUUUUCCCGCCUGUCCCUUCCCUGUGGUCAGGAUGCAGAAAGGAUACUGAAGAGGUUUCCAAAUCUUCGCAAACUGAGUUGCAUAUUCUAUGAGUCACAGGAUUCUUCCACGACCUUCAAUCAAUUUCCAGCGUUGGAUUUUCUAACUCAUUUGGAGUCAGUCAAGAUACUCUACUUUGGGACCCCUCUCAAUGAUGGCAAGUUCAACCUGCCAUCGAAUCUGAAGAAAUUGACUCUCUCAGACUUUCGCUUGCCAUGGAGCCAUAUGUCUGCAAUUGGGAGGCUUCCAAACCUAGAAGUUCUCAAGUUACAAUCUGGUGCCUUUGAAGGGCAAAUAUGGGAGAUGAAGGAAGGAGAGUUCCAGAGACUCAGAUUCUUGAGCUUAGACACUCUGGACAUUGUCCAAUGGAAUGCCUCUCGUGACCACCUCCCUACACUUGAAAGACUUGUCUUACAAAAUUGCAUUGACCUUGAGGAAAUUCCGAUGUAUCUUGUGGAUAUACCUACACUGCAAAUGAUUGAAGUGAAUUGCUGUGCACAAUCUGUAGAAGAGUCGGCCAUUAGGAUUAGGGAGGAAUGCAUGGACAUGGGUAUUGAUGACAUCAAAGUCUUUAUCAGGAGUUCAGAUUUGACAACAUGAUGAGCAUGAUUUGGAUUACUCUGCUUUAUGCUUCCCAUGAUCGCUCGUCUAUAACUACAAGGCUCAGUUGAAACUUUGGAGGCUUUGUUUGCCACAAAGCAAGAGGUUUUGGCCAAGCUUUGCCUUGCAUUGGAGCUUUCCAAUUUUCUUGUUCUGUAUUGUGCUUUUGAACUUUGGAACAAAUGUAGCAAUGUAACUCAUUUUGAUUGCCUUUGGCACUUGAAUGUGUCAUCCUACCCAAUAUAUUUUAGCAAAACUCGAAGUGUUAAGUGGCUAAUUGUGCAUAUAAUUGGUACAUAUUA